AUGCCCGCGAAUGCCGACAAGUCCAGGCAGACCUCGGCCGGAAAAAGCUUUUUUGGGAGAAAACUGUACAAAGACAAGGCACCGGAUGAUCGCUACGAUGGAUACGGAGGUUCCUAUGACAGUCUGGCCCCGCCGGGAAGCGCCGCCGGCUCUCGCUCGUCUCGAUAUUCCAAGCGCUCUUCAAUCCAGUCUGUUGACAUGACCCACGAUCUCGACCCAAGCAGCCUCGCGCCAACUGCCGGUGUCAUCACUUCCAUCCCUUUCGAAAGUCUUCCCUCCGAUACCAGAACGCCCAUUCCUAUCGACAACAUGGCCCGACCAGAUUCCCGCCAGGAACCCUCACCCAACCAUAUCGGCAAGGCUGGCGGCGAUUAUCAUCAAUACCCCGUAUGGACCUCGACCUCUGCGCCAAAUGGAUCUCCGUCACAUCCCUCCGGUCCCCGCCCGCCUCCACAUGGCACGAACACGACUAUGACAGGCAGUUCGUCAGGCGAGCGCGGGACCAGAUAUCAACAAUGGGGACGCCCGAGCAGCUCGAACGCCAAUAAUGGCAUGGGCCAUAAUUCAUCCAUCGAUUCUUCAUCGAAUUCUCGAACAUCGCUUGACCAGGCUAGCUUAUACUCAUCCCAUUCUUCCAAUACCCGCGGCUCCAACUACUUUUCUACCUCCGAUGGCUCUGGCCGCACGCUCACAGCGUCUACUUCAAGUGAUCGCAACACGAUACUUCCCAGCAGCAGUUCUGGUCGAUUGUCCAAUGCACAAGCUGCAUGGCAAGCUUCGCAACCGCAGAAUGUUCCCGCGGCCGUACCCCGACCACCUGCUGAGUAUCUUACUCGGCCAAGAGAUGACCGUAUAGUGGAUCAGCUAUUCCUGGAACUCAUGAAUAAACGAGGCUGGCAAAAUCUCCCAGAACAGGCCAAACGGCAAAUGCUGUCCUAUCCUGCCUCGAAAAAGUGGACUUUGGUUCACCAGGAUCGAUUGACAGAGCUGCAAGGAGAACAGAAGAGAAGGCAAAAUGCCCGCCAAACCCACGGCCAUGAUGGAUUAUCUGGUCUUCUGGAGCGUGCCGAUGAAGAAGGAAGUCCAGAGUGGUAUGUGAAGAAGGUGAUGGACGACACGAUCACUUCCAAACAGCUCGCUAGUCUGAGUGUCAGUUUGCGUACACAGCCGAUUAGCUGGGUCAAAUCCUUCGUUGAAGCCCAGGGCCAAGUGGCCUUGACAAAUGUUUUGCAAAAAAUCAAUCGACGAAAGCCUUCUGGUCCAGUUCCCGCAACCCCGAUUGGUGAAAAGGAUCUUGAACGAGAAUAUGAUAUCGCCAAAUGUUUGAAGGGUCUCAUGAAUAACAAGUAUGGUGCUGAUGAUGCUCUUGUGCAUCAAGGUGUCCUUGUUGCCCUUGUCAGCUCUCUAUCGUCCCCUCGCCUCCACACUCGGAAGCUUGUCAGCGAAGUUCUCACGUUCCUUUCCCAUUGGGCCGAGGGAGAAGGCCACCAGAAGGUCUUACAGGCUAUGGAUAGAGUCAAGCAUGAUGCCAAUGAGACCGGUCGCUUCGAUGCCUGGAUGCGGAAUGUCGAAGUUACCAUUGAUGGCCGUGGUAAAAUGGGAAGUAUGGUCGGCGCCAGCGAGGAGUACCGCAGUGGAGGUAUUGGCAUGGAGAACCUCUUAAUGGAGUAUGCCGUCUCGACUAUGAUGUUCAUCAAUAUGUUGGUGGAUGGCGCUCAGACUGACCUGCAAUUGCGAUGUCAUAUUCGUGCCCAAUUUACAUCAUGUGGAAUCGUUCGUCUUUUGACGAAGCUGGAGGCAUUCCAAUAUGAGGCGAUUGACAAGCAAAUUGAACGCUUCCGUGACAAUGAGGCUAUCGACUAUGAAGAUCUACUCCAACGGGAGGGCAGCAGUAUGAAGGAUAGCGUCGAGGGCGAGGUCAAGGACAUGAGUGAUCCUCUCCAGAUCGCGGAUGCCAUUGCUACAAAGAUCAAUGGCACUCGGUCCCACGACUACUUUUUGUCAGCUAUGCAGCAUAUGCUUCUUAUUCGUGAGAAUUCCGGUGAAGAAGGCCUACGGAUGUUCCAGCUCGUAGAUGCCAUGAUGAGCUAUGUUGCCAUGGACCGAAGGCUUCCCGAUCUUGACUUACGGCAGGGCUUGAAUUUCACCGUGCAAAGCCUCUUGGAUCGACUCCAUACAGAUGCAGAGGCAAGGCGAGUAUACGAUGAGUCUUUGGAAGUCCGCCAAAUCGCUGAGGCUGCCAUCGCCGAGCGCGAUGAGAUGAAAGCCCAGGUAGAGCUGGGUGCGGAUGGUCUCGUCCGGAAACUACAGAAGCAGAUUGAGGAGCAGGCUGGUAUCAUCGACCUUCAAACACGCCAAAAUGAGUCAAUGAAAGCCGAAGUUGGAGAAGUCCAGCGCCUACGUGCUCAGGAAUUGCAACGCAAUGAAUUGGAGACUCGAGAGCUUUAUCUCAUGCUUCGGGAUGCUCAAGAUAUUGCCGCAUCAAAUGCUCGGAAACUCAAUCAAACAGGCGAAGCGGAUCCAUCGCAAAUGCCCGGCAUUAUGGAUCGGGAGCGCCUUAUGGAACGCUUGGAGCGCCAACUUGAAAGAACCAAGACCCAGUUCAAGCUCGAAGGCAAGGUUUGGGGUCAACUUGAAAAUGGCCCGUCGGACCGAUUGCGUGAACUCCGUGAGCAGAUGGACGGCGAUGGAGAUACCAGCGAGGAGUUUGCUGAGCAAACUCGUCGCACUAUGGACCCCGGAUCCCUGGGAUCUGUGUACCGCAAGCGAAGCCAUGUACCCGAGAUGGAUCAGCUUCCGGAUGGAUCAGUGCCAACGAUCCUGGAGGGUGACGAGGCAACAUAUGAUCAGUCUCAUGGUAUGAUGGGCGUCCAGCAUCGUAUGAACCCUGCACAGGCUACUGGGUUAUUGGGUGAGCUAGCUCUCAAGGUGCCCAGGUACGAUGAAGGCCCCGAGGCAACAAAUGAUGCAGAGGAAGCCCUAGCUGGAGAUAUCACACCAACAGAAGCACCCAGGUCUGAUGCUAAGGCAGAGUCAGACAAACUGGCAAUGCCUCCACCUCCGCCACCACCCCCUCCCCCUGGUGCCGCAGGACUCUCGAUCCCUCCACCUCCACCACCACCAGGAGGCAGUGUUGUGCCACCUCCCCCGCCGCCACCUGGUGGUGCAAAGGGAAUUUCCAUCCCACCUCCGCCUCCUCCCCCCGGUGGUGCCCAGUCCGGACUUCCUCCCCCUCCCCCUCCUCCAGGUGGGUUCUCUGGCGGACCCCCUCCACCUCCUCCUGGAGGGCUUUCUGGUGUUCCUCCUCCGCCUCCCCCAGGAGGAUUCUCUGGUGCACCUCCCCCACCUCCCCCAGGAGGCGCUAUUCGUGGACCCCCUCCCCCACCCCCUCCUGGAGGGGCUGCUGGUGGUCUACCCCCGCCUCCCCCGCCCCCUGGAGGUGGUGGCUUUGCUCCUCCCCCUCCUCCGCCCAAUGCUCCCCUGGGUUCUGGCUGGAGACCACACUACAUGGCUGGAGGCUCUGUUCCUGGUACCACUCACAUGCCAUUUAUUCGUCCUAAGAAGAAACUCAAGGCCUUGCAUUGGGACAAGGUUGAUACUCCUCAAGUGACGGUCUGGGCGGGCCACGCUCCAACAGCGGAAGAUAAAGAAGAGAAAUACACCGACCUUGCUAAGAAGGGUGUAUUGGACGAGGUUGAGCGUCUUUUCAUGGCGAAAGAAACCAAGAUCUUUGGAGCCAGCACCGCAGCUAAGAAACGCAAGGACAAGAAGCAGAUCAUCUCCAAUGACCUGUCCAAGAAUUUCCAGAUUGCUCUUUCAAAGUUUUCCCAAUUUCCUCCCGAUGAAGUGGUUCGCAUGAUCAUCCAUUGUGAUCGAGAGAUGUUGGAUAACUUGGUUGUCAUGGAUUUCUUUCAAAGAGAAGAGAUGUGCAAUAUUCCGGAGAAUGUUUCCAAGCUCAUGGCGCCAUAUAGUCGAGACUGGACUGGCCCGGGUGCUUCUAGCUCUGAGCGUGAACAGGACCCUACCGAGCUUACUCGUGAAGAUCAAAUCUACCUGGCCACAUCCUACGAGCUGAAUCAUUACUGGAAAGCGAGAAUGCGAGCUCUUGCGCUAACUCGGUCAUUUGAACACGAGUAUGAAUACCUUUCGAUUAAGAUGCAGGAUGUUGUCACUGCCAGCGAAUCCUUGCGGGACUCUGUUGCUCUAAUGAACGUUCUUGGUCUCAUCUUGGAUAUUGGAAAUUUCAUGAACGAUGCCAACAAGCAGGCCCAGGGCUUCAAGCUCAGCUCACUUGCUCGAUUGGGCAUGGUCAAGGAUGAUAAGAACGAGACCACGUUUGCCGACCUGGUCGAGCGUAUUGUACGCAACCAGUAUCCCGAGUGGGAGAGCUUCUAUGAAGAUAUCAGUGGUGUGGUUGGCCUGCAGAAAAUCAAUGUGGACCAAUUGUGCACCGAUGCCAAGAAGUACAUCAGCAACAUCAAGAACGUUCAAUCUAGCUUGGAUGCGGGCAACCUGAGUGACUCGAAGAAGUUCCAUCCCCAAGACCGCGUUAGCCAGAUUGUUCAACGAAGCAUGAAGGACGCUCGCCGCAAGGCUGACCAAAUGCAGCUUUACUUGGAUGAAAUGGUCAAGUCCUAUGAUGAUAUCAUGGUGUUCUACGGUGAAGACAAUAGUGAUGAAAAUGCCCGACGAGACUUCUUUGCUAAAUUGGCCUCGUUCUUGCUUGAGUGGAAGAAAUCACGGGAGAAGAACAUUGGUCUCGAAGAAUCUCGGAAGCGUACCGAGGCGUCUCUUGCUCGCAAGCGGAUCAACGUCAACCUUGCCAAUGGCGCCGCCCCCGCAGAGACCCCUAACUCCCCCGCCACAAGUGGCGCGAUGGAUUCAUUACUGGAGAAGCUCCGUGCUGCUGCGCCUCAAGCCAAGGAUCAGCGCGAUCGCCGUCGCCGUCUUCGACUCAAGGAACGUCACCAGGUUCGUGUGGCUUCGGGCACACACGCACCCGACGUAUCUGGUGCCGAUGAAGGCGAUGCAGUCGUGGAUCAAACCGCUGAUGGUGAAGUCAAGACUGACGAGACCGGUCUUUUGAGCCCUCCGAUCCCCGAUGGAGAAGAUGACACUAAGGAGACUCAGAUCUCGGAAGGUGAAGAUGUUGCGGAUCGCGCAGCUAGCAUGCUUAUGGGGUUGAGAAGCAAUUCCGAUGCUAGUGGUGAACGCCAACGACGACGAAGAGAGAGUGCCGACGAAGAGCGGCGUAACCGUCGCAUGCGACGACGCAAUGGAGCCACGACAGGAAGCAAAGAUAGUGCAGAUGGUGGUCUGCAAACGGUCCCCGAACCUUCAUCUCCCUCACAAACUGGUUCCAUCGGCAACGAAGAUGCAUUACCAAGUCCUCCUGCCGACCCACCUUCUAUUGUGAUCUCGGAGCAGCAUGAGCAUGAACCUUCGUCACCAGAAGAACCUCAUGAUUCACCUGAACAUCCGAUUGAAUUAUCGGAUUGA
This is a messenger RNA of Penicillium verhagenii, 5499 nucleotides long. Its product is annotated as formin sepA. Lineage: Eukaryota; Fungi; Ascomycota; Eurotiomycetes; Eurotiales; Aspergillaceae. The coding region runs from base 1 to 5499 and encodes 1832 amino acids. Gene Ontology annotation, biological process: actin filament bundle assembly; mitotic actomyosin contractile ring assembly; barbed-end actin filament capping. Gene Ontology annotation, molecular function: actin binding; small GTPase binding. The record is from RefSeq and is a predicted model, not a curated record. The transcript has a single exon. Gene Ontology annotation, cellular component: mating projection tip; cell division site.